This is a messenger RNA of Armigeres subalbatus, 2766 nucleotides long. RefSeq lists its product as uncharacterized. The coding region runs from base 1 to 2766 and encodes 921 amino acids. Lineage: Eukaryota; Metazoa; Arthropoda; Insecta; Diptera; Culicidae. The record is from RefSeq and is a predicted model, not a curated record. Gene Ontology annotation, molecular function: zinc ion binding; nucleic acid binding. The transcript is spliced from 3 exons.
AUGUUCGCCAGCAGUGCAUCCCUGGGAGUGGGACAAACCCAAGCGGCGCGCGUGUUGGAAUUAAUCACAAACCGGUACCAGCAGACGUCCGGCCUCGAAUCAACACCAACCGGACAGGUGACGUCGAAGGUGAUUACUACGCACACUCCCUUCCCCUUGACCGAACCAUGCAAGCCACCCCAAACUAGCCAAAACAAUGCGUUCGCCAUCAAUCCAUCAUAUAGAAGCACUCCUCACGUCCGCCCCGCGACUGCCCCCUCCGUGCGAAUUGCAGACUUUCCGCCCGUUUCGUCGUCCAACUUGCCAUUGUCUACUCGAGUUCAAAGCAGUACGGUGCCUAUUGCGUCGCCGAUUGCUGCCAGCAGUUAUCCAGUGGUGCCCAACGUGUUUCCACAAGCGUUUCUCCCUUUCGACUCUACCUCUGCACCUGCGCCAGUUCCUCAACCGUGGAUAAGUGUACCGACAUCUCAACAGCUCGCUGCUAGGCACAUCGUUCCCAUAUUUUCGGGCGAUCCUGUGUUCUUGAGUUGUUUCCAGAACACCACCCAGUUAUGUGGGUUUUCUCACGGAGAGAAUUUAAUGCGUCUGCAGCGGAGUCUCAAAGGAAACGCCCUGGAAGCCGUCCGAGGUUUACUGCUGGAGCCCUCAUCGGUUCCUAUGAUCGUUUCAACGCUCCAGACGCUGUACGGUCGUCCCGAUCUAAUAAUCAACUCGCUGCUGCAGAAAGUACGCGCUACUCCAGCCCCAAAACCGGACAAGCUGGAGUCUCUGAUAUCGUUCGGUCUAGCAUGCCAAAACCUUUGCGGUCAUCUGCGUGCAUCUGGACAAGAGGCCCACUUCUCCAAUCCGGCUUUGCUGCAGGAGUUAGUCAGCAAGUUGCCAGCGAACAUCAAGCUGGAUUGGGCGCUUUUCAAACAAAAGUGCCCUACAGUCUACCUUGGCACAUUUGGCAAUUACAUGGCGCAGCUGGUGAUUGCUGCAAGUGACGUCGCUUCCUACCAACCAUCUACAGAAGCUCUAGUCGGUUCCGACAAAGGAAAGGGAAAAGAGAAGCUGUAUGUGAACACCCAUGCAUCUGGCCAUCCGGUGGACAACGUUGGUAAACGGAAUCCUCCAAACAAUUCUGAAGGUAAACAGUACCAACCAAAACCGUGCCAAAUUUGUGGGAAACAGGGACACAAGGUGCGAGACUGCGACGACUUCAAGAAGUGCAACCUGGAGGAACGUUGGAAGCGCGUUCAGGAGCAUUACCUAUGCAGACGAUGCCUGACAGCACACGGAAAGUUCCCGUGCAAGGCAACUUCGUGCGGAAUGGAAGGAUGUGAAGAGCGGCACCACAAGCUUUUGCACCCAGGCCAGCCACAGUCAGUAGUCCCAGCAAAGCAGCCAACAGCGACGGAAACCGUCAACGUUCACACCGCUCUGAAAGUAUCCACGCUCUUUCGUAUAGUACCAGUGACGCUGUUCGGCAACGAUCGAUCUGUCCACACGUUUGCGUUUUUGGACGAAGGGUCUUCGUCUACGUUGGUCGAUGUCCGAAUUGCUCGUGAGUUGGGAUUGAAAGGUGAAGUUUACCCGCUUUACUUACAGUGGACCAGCGAUGUUGAACGCUGUGAGGACAGUUCGCAGCUGAUUCGUCUUGAGAUCUCUGGGCGUGGAGCUCAGAAACGACACGUUAUUGCAGCAGCUCAUACCGUGGAAAAACUAUGUCUUCCUCAGCAAAGUUUGCCGUUCGAUCAACUAACUCAACAGUUUCCGCACGUCCGUGGUCUACCCGUUCACGGAUAUCGCAAUGCCACUCCAACUAUCCUGAUCGGUUUGACUGACACUCACCUGAAGAUUCCCCUCAAAGUCCGCGAAGGUAGAGCCGGAGAACCAGCAGCGGCGAAAACCAGACUUGGUUGGACGGUGUACGGCCCUAUUCCGGGUGAAAGUUCCUCGACGCAGCAGUGUCAGUUUCAUCUGUACAAGGAAGCUCGAAACCCUGACGAUGUGUUGCACGACCUUGUAAAGAUCCUCGAAGAAACGACUUCACGGCUGCCAUCCGGACGAUUCCAGACAGGACUGCUCUGGAAGAACGAUCAUAUCGAUUUUCUAGACAGCAAGCCUAUGGCAGAGAGUCGGCUGAAAUCACUGGAGCGUCGUUUACGGCAGAAAACCGAACUUUUCGAGAACUUGAAGCAGCAGAUAGUCGAGUACGUGGAGAAAGGCUACGCGCAUAAGAUUACGCAAGAAGAGGUUCUCUGUUCGAAUCCCAGGAAAGUGUGGUAUCUUCCGUUGGGGGUAGUUGUACACCCCAAAAAGCCAGGAAAAGUUCGCAUAGUUUGGGAUGCAGCAGCGACAGUCCAAGGUCAGUCCCUCAACUCCGCCUUGCUUCCGGGACCCGAUCUGUUAUCCUCCCUUCCGUCAGUACUCUCCAAAUACCGCCAACGCCAGGUUGCAAUCUGUGGCGAUAUAAAAGAGAUGUUCCACCAGUUUCAGAUCAGACCCGAAGAUCGACAGGCACAACGGUUCCUGUUUCGAAGCGACCCCUGCAAAGACUUCGAGAUUUACGUCAUGGACGUUGCCACUUUUGGUGUAACUUGUUCGCCCUCCGCUGCACAGUUCAUCAAAAACCAAAAUGCGAAGGAGUUUGAGUCCGAAUUUCCCGAGGCUGCCGCAGCAAUCGUCCACAAUCACUACGUGGACGAUUAUUUGGAUAGUCGGGACACCGUCGAGGAAGCAGCAGACCUGGCGCUGUGGCGAAGUGAAAACAGUCCACGCUAA